Molecule: messenger RNA, 597 nt
Organism: Metschnikowia bicuspidata var. bicuspidata NRRL YB-4993
Lineage: Eukaryota; Fungi; Ascomycota; Pichiomycetes; Serinales; Metschnikowiaceae
Gene: RDI1
Product: Rdi1p
Exons: 1
Coding region: 1-597 (198 amino acids)
Biological process (GO): Rho protein signal transduction
Cellular component (GO): membrane; cytosol; cytoplasm
Molecular function (GO): Rho GDP-dissociation inhibitor activity; protein binding
Source: RefSeq, a predicted model, not a curated record
AUGUCCAACGAAGAAUUGACUCCAGAACAAGUCGAGGGCUAUGUUGUGAGUGAGAAAAAGACAAUCGAGGAGUACACCAAGCUUGACGCCGAGGAUGAGAGUUUGGCCAAAUGGAAGGCAUCCCUCGGCUUGUCUGCCUCGGCGAACGCGUAUCCGGUUGCCCCCGGCGACAAGCGCACAGUAGUCAUCGUGGAAAUGGCAUUGGUAUUUCCCGAACUGGAUGAUUUGGAAACAGUUCUGAUUCCUAUGGAGGAUGCCAACGGUGCUACCAUCAAAAAGGACAUCGCUUUCACCAUCAAGGAAAAGACCGUGUAUGAGUUGCGCGUCAAGUUCAGGGUGCAGCACGAAAUCAUCACGGGUUUGAAAUACUUGCAUUCGGUGAAGAAGGGACUCGUGCGUGUUGAUAAAGUGGACGAGCCAUUGGGGUCGUAUGCGCCAAACACGACGGAAAAGCCAUAUUACGAGAAGUCGUUUGGUGCAGUUGAGGCUCCCUCCGGCAUGUUUGCCAGGGGGUCUUACUCGGCCAUCACAAAGUUUGUUGACGAUGAUAAGACGGUACACUUGGAGUUUCCGUGGUCAUUCCAGAUCACUAAGUAG